Messenger RNA from Synchytrium microbalum, 1404 nucleotides. RefSeq lists its product as uncharacterized. Gene Ontology annotation, molecular function: RNA ligase (ATP) activity. Gene Ontology annotation, biological process: RNA processing. The coding region runs from base 1 to 1404 and encodes 467 amino acids. The transcript is spliced from 6 exons. The record is from RefSeq and is a predicted model, not a curated record. Lineage: Eukaryota; Fungi; Chytridiomycota; Chytridiomycetes; Synchytriales; Synchytriaceae.
AUGCCUGAAAGGAUCAAUCUAACAUUAGUGCUAAACAGCAACCAAACACUCAAAAGAGUAAUCAUUACACCCAAACUCCUCUCAACCAUCUUGGAAUCCUGCAUCAAGAAAUUCCCAGCAGUUAAGAAGCCACGUCUCUUCACCCCAUCUGGGUCUGAAAUAACAUGUCAAGAAGAUGUCGAUUUACACGUUGUGAAUCAGUGUGUGCUUGUUGUUUCGAAUGGAGAGAAUUUUAUUGGUGUGAAGAAGGCGGCUGGAUCUGAUGAUGGACGGGUAGCCGCUGUUGUAAGGAUUAUCGCGGAUGUGUCGGAUGUUGAUUCAAUAGCUGUAAAACAGUUGGAACAGACUGCGAGGUUGCCUGGUGUCAGAUACGCAAUAGGAAUGCCAGAUUUACACGCAGGCAACCAAUUUCCAAUUGGUACCGUAAUCAUAACUGAAAACUUCGUCUACCCAGCUUUAAUCGGUGGCGACAUCGGCUGUGGAAUGUCGUUAUGGACCACUUCAAUACCAUCUCACUCCAUAAACCCAGCCAGACUAGCUUCCAAAUUGAGAGAUCUGGAAGGUGCUUGGGAUGGUGAUGCUAAACAAUGGCUGUCUGAGAAUUCACCAUCGUUUUCAGCUGAGGUUGAAGAAAUGAUGAGCCAGUUCCAUGAUAGUUUAGGAACUGUAGGGGGUGGAAAUCAUUUCGCGGAAUUACAGGUUGCUGCUAGUAUAGUUGAUCGUGAAGCGUUUGAGAGUUUGGGACUUGUUGAAGGAAACGCAUGCUUGCUAGUGCACACAGGCAGUCGUGGUUUCGGAACCAAAAUCCUACAAUCCCAACCUCAUGGCGGCCUAUCACCAAACACACCAGAAUACACCUCAUACAUAUCACUACACGACGCAGCACUCCACUACGCCAAACGAAACCGCGACCUAGUGGCGCACCGCUUCCUAUCAUGCAUCAACGCCUCAUCAAGCGCCACCCGCGUAAUAGACAUUCACCACAACAACGUCACCCACCAACCCAUCGGCGAUGAACAACUCUACAUGCACCGGAAAGGAGCAGCACCAAGUGAUAAAGGCGCGAUCGUCAUACCCGGUAGUCGUGGUGAUUUGUCGUAUCUUGUGGUACCGACAGCACAGGGACUCGAGAAUGGGUUUUCACUGGCUCAUGGUGCUGGACGUAAACUGACAAGGACUGAUGCGUUGAUGAGGUUUAAGGACAAGUAUCGAGGGGAUGCUGGGAGGGCUGCGUUGGAGAGGACGGCUUUGGGGAGUGUGGUUGUUUGUGAUGGCGAUCUUUGGUAUGAGGAAUCUCCAGAGGCUUAUAAGCCUGUUGAAGGGAUUAUAGAGGAUUUGAAAGAGUAUUGUCGAGUUGUGGCAAUCUUGAAACCGGUUGUUACGUACAAGUUACGUCGAGAGUAG